CCCUCAUUUGUCUUUCAAGAAACACUUGAAAAGCCCAGCAAACUUUUAAAAAUUCCCAUUUCACAGCCAUCAACCACAUUGCCAGAACUCAGCUCCUGAGGCAAUAAAGACCAUGGAGGACGACCAUAUUCUUCUCCCACCAACUGGUUCUACAAGACAACAAGCAAGAAAUUCUUGCAGCCGGGGGACUGCCUACACUGUCUUUUCUCUCCUGGGGGUCUUGCUCCUCGCUGGCCAGGCUGUGACUGUCUACUUUGUGUAUCAGCAUGACAACCAGAUCACCAAACUGACCAAGAACACCCAGCAACUGAAACUGGACUCCCUGACCGGCAGCAUCUCUAAAAAUGUCCAAAGAUCAGGCCCAAAGUUGGCAAUUGCUAAUGUGAUGCCUUUGGCCCUCAAUGAACCGGAGUUUCUGCAGAUGGAAAACAAAUUGACUAAUACCACUGAGGAUCAAGUCAAGCGCUUGCUCUUGAGAGAAAAUCCAACCAGAACUUUUCCUGAAUUAAAAAGCAACUUCCUGGAAAAUAUGGGACACCUGAAGAUCGGCAUGUCUUACAGUGACUGGAAGGAGUUUGAAACCUGGAUGCACAAGUGGCUCAUUUUCCAAAUGGCCCAAAAACAGAAUACUGAAGAAAAAGGGAAAACCAAGUGCCAGAAGGAAGAGUGUGUUAAGGGUGUCCAUCCAGGAAGAUUCUGUGCCCAUUGUGAUGAGAAGGGGGACUAUCUGCCUAUGCAGUGCCAUUCCAGCAGCGGCUAUUGCUGGUGUGUCUACAAAAAUGGCACAAUAAUUGCGGGCUCUAAAAUCCGUGGACGUCCAGACUGUGCUGGAAUAGCUGACCACACUGAAGCACCAGUCCACCCCACUCACCGCCUCCCUGCAGCAAAAAACCCCCAAGGAGGAAUUUUGGAUACUGAGAACGUGACCUAUUCUGGAGACCAAAACUAAUGGAUCUCUUCAGAAAAUAUGAAACAAGGAGGCCUAGCACAUUGGCCUAAGAAAGCCAGAUUGUCUUCAACUUGUUUCACUUUUGUUCUGCUUGGAUGUUGAUUUCAAGAAUUACUAUAACAGCAACCUGCUUCUAAAUUUACCAGUUUAAGAAUUAUCCUUAAAUGGAAAGGAGGAAAGGGUGGAAAGUAGCUUAAUUAUUACUGUCAACAAUGCUCAGUGCAGAUGUAUUCUUUUAGAAAAGUGGCCUAUGCUUAUCCAGGACUUUUAACAAAUAAGCAAGAAAUUUAGUUAUUUCCCUGUAUAAUCAGUUCAUGUCCCCCCACCCCCAUUUUGAUGGUUAAUCAGUUAAGAUCACUCAGUGCAAAUAUUUCAACAGCUGUCCUAUUCCAUAUGUCCAUAUGCCAUCAAACAGGAAUUUAAAACAUGACAAAGAUGCCAUUUCUCCAAAAUGCUUUCUUUGCAAGCUUUAUUUCCCUCAGAUUGCCUCUCUUGAUCUUACAAAACCCACCUAUUCAUAUCAUUAUUUACUUCAUCAUUUUCUCCAUCUUGGCGGCUUCAAAAUGGAUAGAUUGAAGUCCACCCAUCUUGAAGCUAACAAAGUUGAGAUACACAGAUUUACUGUAUUUUAUGGGACUGAUUAGAACAAAAUCUCUAAAACAACUUUCCUGAACUGGCGCCCUCCAGAUGUAUUAUUGCAAGGUCAGAAAUCUACGCCAGCAUGAUUUUUGAUCUUACUCUCUAAGACAGUGUUUCUUAACCAUGGCGAUCCAAGAUGUUUGGGCUUCAAUUGAACCAAGAAUUGCUAAAGUUGAGAAACCUGUUCUAGGGAUUCUGGGAAUUGCAGUCAUCUGGCACACACCAGGAUGGGGCACACUAUUUUACAGGGAAGGAGACAUCCUUACUUCCAGGAAGGCCAACUUUUCUAACUGGAUGGCAUAGGUAACAUGUUUUUUCUUUCCAAGAAAAGCUUAGUAGAGUAUUAGACUUCGGCCUGCUGAUGUGUAUGCAUGCCUUCUUUAGUAGUAUCCUUAAUAUAAUCGUUCGAAGUUAUUGAGCAAGUUAAGAUAAGCAAAGAAGACUUUAAAACAUACUUCUAAUUGAUGAUAGGCUCUCAAGUUUAUAUACCAAUCCUAGUCUAUGGUCUGUUAAUGAUGCACACUGAAUAUAUAAUCACCGAUAACAAACUAAGAUGAUUUUAAUUAUAAGCUUUUGCAAAAUAAAAAAGUAACUAACUAAUGAA
Molecule: messenger RNA, 2192 nt
Organism: Ahaetulla prasina
Lineage: Eukaryota; Metazoa; Chordata; Lepidosauria; Squamata; Colubridae
Gene: CD74
Product: CD74 molecule
Exons: 10
Coding region: 113-949 (278 amino acids)
Biological process (GO): protein trimerization; immune response; antigen processing and presentation
Cellular component (GO): cytoplasm; cell surface; membrane
Molecular function (GO): macrophage migration inhibitory factor binding; MHC class II protein binding; cytokine receptor activity
Source: RefSeq, a predicted model, not a curated record